GGCGCCCUCGCGUUCGGUGCAGGCUUCGCUCCUGUUCCGCCUCAGUCCCCGCGCCCUGCACUGGCUGGGGCUUGUGUCUAUCUCGUUGACUGUCGCAUCCCCCGUGCCCAGCACGUGGCGGGCACCCCAUCACGGUGACAGGUACAUUGUUUUUCUGAAAAGAAUUGACCAUGUGUGCGUGAAAGGAAGCUCUCAGUGCAGAUUGCUCUCUGUGGGACCUGUGAAGACGAUACAAUAGUGUUCAAUUCUGUAGGGAUCUUCUCUGGAUCAAGCUAUGGUGAAAAAUGUUUCGGAAAGGCAAAAAACGACACAGUAGUAGCAGUUCCCAAAGUAGUGAAAUCAGUACUAAGAGCAAGUCUGUGGAUUCCAGCCUUGGGGGUCUUUCACGAUCCAGCACAGUGGCCAGCCUUGACACAGAUUCCACCAAAAGCUCGGGACAAAGCAACAAUAAUUCAGAUACCUGUGCAGAAUUUCGAAUAAAAUAUGUUGGUGCCAUUGAGAAACUGAAACUCUCUGAGGGAAAAAGUCUCGAAGGGCCACUUGACCUCAUAAAUUAUAUAGAUGUUGCCCAGCAAGAUGGAAAGUUGCCUUUUGUUCCUCUGGAGGAAGAAUUUAUUAUGGGAGUUUCCAAGUAUGGUAUAAAAGUAUCAACAUCAGAUCAGUAUGAUGUUUUACAUAGGCAUGCUCUAUAUUUAAUCAUCCGGAUGGUGUGCUAUGAUGAUGGCCUUGGGGCAGGAAAAAGCUUACUGGCUUUGAAGACCACAGAUGCAAACAAUGAAGAAUACAGCCUGUGGGUUUAUCAAUGCAACAGCCUGGAACAAGCACAAGCCAUUUGCAAAGUUUUAUCCACCGCUUUUGACUCUGUAUUAACGUCUGAGAAAUCUUGAAUUCUGCAAUCAAGUGGAAGUCAACUUCAUCUGAAAGUUCAGCUGUUUUCUAAGUAGUUGUUUUCAGUCUGCAGUGUUGCAUGGAACUAUGAAGUGAUCUCUUGCUCUAGACUUUCUGAAGAAAAUGCAAAUGUAUAAAAUAUUGAUCAUUUGUUUUUAUAUUAAAGUGUAUUAAACAGUGACAAUUA
Messenger RNA from Galeopterus variegatus (Sunda flying lemur), 1075 nucleotides. RefSeq names its product integrin beta 1 binding protein 1 (gene ITGB1BP1). Bases 285 to 887 code for a protein of 200 amino acids. Gene Ontology annotation, cellular component: ruffle; cell periphery; lamellipodium. Lineage: Eukaryota; Metazoa; Chordata; Mammalia; Dermoptera; Cynocephalidae. Gene Ontology annotation, molecular function: integrin binding. The record is from RefSeq and is a predicted model, not a curated record. The transcript is spliced from 8 exons. Gene Ontology annotation, biological process: negative regulation of substrate adhesion-dependent cell spreading; negative regulation of focal adhesion assembly.